AUGUAUCCUGAUUGGCCCGAAUCUGCCGCCGAUUUGGUGCCACUGCCGCGGUGCGACGGCCCCAAGUUGAAGGCAUUCCCCUUCCCGGGCCCGCAGAAGAUGGAGUUUCUCGAAUACCUCGGCGAGGGCUUGCAUGCACACGUCUUCAAGAUCAGGAUCAGCGGGCAGGUCUACGCGUUAAAACUUUUCAGAUUCGUCUACGAUGGGGAUUGGCUGGGUCCUUCGCACCACGUCGACCCCGACGACCUCGAGGGGAUGAGCGCCUUCUACAACUACUCGGAGCCUUUUACCUGCGAGUGCCGCGCUUUUGGUCGCCUCCAAGAGGCCGGCCACGAAGAACUGGCGGUCCGAUGCUACGGUUAUCUGCUCCUGGACGAGGACCAUGAGAGAGCCGUCAUGACUCAGUUUGGCGGCCGCAACCUCAGCUUCAACGGGAACAUCGACUUCCCCGACGGCGAGGACAUGCGCUCGCGCUUUCUGGGAAAAGACGGCAGGGCCCCGCCUAUCCGGGGCAUCGUCAAGGAGUUUGGUCCCGGCUGCCAAGAUUUGCGCACGAGGGACGCGCGCAGGAUACUCCGACACGUGGUUCGAUUGCAGCAGCUUGGCAUCAUCCAAAUUGAUGUGGGACACCGACAGCUCAUCGGUGGCAAGUUUGCCGACUUCAGCACCGCCAUUACUGUUCCCCAUUUUGUCACGACCCCGGAGCUGAACCCGCGACUUACGCCCGAGGGGAUAUCGGCCAUGGAGUUUGAAACGUUCCAGUUCAGCAUCAACGACUACUGGGACUUUGACGACAUGGUCAACGAGUGGAACGACGAGUGCGGGGACCACAAGAGGAAAAUCUCAGUCUAUGCAUUUCCCAACGGGCUUGGUUGUCGAACGAAAUACAAACUCAGAAGUACGCCGUCGCGGGGGCGUGUCUUUUCCUUCGUUGAUCCAAGGCUGUAUGACUGGAGGACUUUCGCCGCUAGUCCCAGGAAUAGAGCGACUCGAACACCGGGUGGAGGAAGCAAAUCGGAGCCAAAGACCCUUGUCAACGGAGGUGCCGUGUCCAAGACCCGCCUGCGGCUCCUUGCGAAGCCCCCCAGAUGGUACUUGGAUUUCAGUAGCGAGGUGGCGGCGAAUCUCAAGGGCAAAACGAGUUUCAGCAACUCGCUCGAGUGGGAUUUCAAAGAUGGGCUCAUAGUUCCGCUUUCGCGCAUGGCAAAACACCCAGCACUCACAGUGGCGUAA
Messenger RNA from Metarhizium album ARSEF 1941, 1233 nucleotides. RefSeq lists its product as uncharacterized. The record is from RefSeq and is a predicted model, not a curated record. The transcript is spliced from 2 exons. NCBI's taxonomy places the organism in Eukaryota, Fungi, Ascomycota, Sordariomycetes, Hypocreales, Clavicipitaceae. Bases 1 to 1233 code for a protein of 410 amino acids.